AUGCGCAAGAAAGAAGCGCGGAAGUGGCUGUGAACCUGCUGCUCUGCUCUGUUGUCUGCUGACUGUACAACGGAUGGCACACACAUGGACUAAAUACCGCUCUGAAAUAUAAAGCCACACCGAAGUCUCGUCUUUGUAUCGUCAGGGAGCUCCAUAAAUGUCUCCAACAUGGCAGAGGUUGUUCGGACGACAGGUUUAAUGUUAUAUCUCUGGAGUGUUUUCAUGCAGUUCAGUCGCGUGUCAGGUCUUGGGAUCAAUGAGCUGCUUUAUUUCCGGGUCAUCAGCCCAGAGGAGAUAGGGUACAUCUUUAGUGCAGCACCUGCUAAAGAUUUUGGAGGAGAUUUUACGUCAUCUUAUGAUGAGAUUUUCCUCGUGCCAGCAGACCCAGCAGAUGGCUGCUCAGACCUGGAAGACAGGGAAAUCAUCCAUGGACAAGUAGUCCUGGUGGAGAGAGGAGGUUGCUCCUUUGUACAGAAGGCCCGACAUGUAGAGGAAGCAGGAGGCAAAGCUGUUCUGAUCGCUGAUAAUGCAGUGGACAAUGACAGUCAGUACCUUGAUAUGAUCACCGAUGGAAGCACAGCUAAACCAAGCAUACCUGCUCUGUUCCUGCUGGGCCGCGAUGGGAUGAUGAUCAGGCGAUCUCUUCAGAGACAAGCGCUGCCGUGGGCUGUCAUUUCCAUUCCUGUCAAUGUUUCCUCUUUGGCCUCAUUCCCACUAAAGCAGCCGCCAUGGACACUGUGGUAGAAAUGACGCACACCCACAACUUCACACACUUCCUCACUCAAUAAACACCCUGUCAUCAGUGCAUAUCAUGUCAGCUUUGAAUAAACUCGCAGCCUCACAGGGAAAUUCUUCAGUGGUAUUUAAACAAAUUCACAAGCUCUAGUGAACCGGUAAAUUUAACAUACAUACACAUGAUUAUAUCACGCUCAAACACAUGACACAUGGAGGGAACCUUUAAACAGUGUCUGAAUGGACUCUUUGUAACUGCUGAAACAGGUGAUGACAGACAAACUCAACAAGAAACAUACAUGUUUUCUCUCAGUGCUCGGUUGAAGUUGACUGAAUUAGCAGAUGGUUUUGAAGAUAAGCAAUCUGUUUAUCAGUUGAGUCGUCUCCAGGAACUUCUGUACAGAUUGUUUGUCAGUGUUGAAAAUGAAAAACUGGAUACAUGUUUAUACAACACAUGCAGACUGAUAGACCAUUUUUUUGCCUUGUUAAGCAGCAUAAGUUGUUGUGUAGGACAGUACGGAGGGAAAAACAGGCCAGGACACUAUUUAUUAAACUUCACUACAAUACAGCGCACCAAGAAUGUCAUCUCACUGUAAUAAUGUUAAUGAAUUCCUACUUAUCUGCAUGACCAAAAUGAACAUUGUUUCUCCUACGGUUAAUAAAUAUAAAAUGACUUUUGUUGCA
Messenger RNA from Epinephelus moara (kelp grouper), 1416 nucleotides. Its product is annotated as protease-associated domain-containing protein 1-like. Bases 169 to 744 code for a protein of 191 amino acids. Lineage: Eukaryota; Metazoa; Chordata; Actinopteri; Perciformes; Serranidae. The transcript is spliced from 5 exons. The record is from RefSeq and is a predicted model, not a curated record.